Molecule: messenger RNA, 3966 nt
Organism: Endocarpon pusillum Z07020
Lineage: Eukaryota; Fungi; Ascomycota; Eurotiomycetes; Verrucariales; Verrucariaceae
Exons: 7
Coding region: 1-3966 (1321 amino acids)
Molecular function (GO): ATP binding; ATP-dependent chromatin remodeler activity; nucleic acid binding
Source: RefSeq, a predicted model, not a curated record
AUGGACAAGCUUUCUGUUGUCAAAGAUCUGCUAGCAGUGGCCAGGGCGAUGUUGGAGGCCCGGAUGGAAUUCCUCUACCUCUCGAUGCCAAAGUACGUGAAGGCUCAGCAGAUCAUAUAUCAAGCUUUGAUAGAUCCGUUGCCGUGCAUUGUGGAGACGCUAACGCCCAACACCACAAAGCGGGCCACCCCACAAAGCGGGCCAAUUUCGGGUCACCCACAAAAAACCACCCUCAAAUUUCUAACGCUUAUUACUCCACCAAUUUACGUCCAAAUGGCCUCAAACCAAGAGCAAUUGAUUCAGCAGGCGUUAAAUGACCUAGAUAUAGGUGCUGAGAAGUCAAUUCGCAAGGUAGCUGCCAAAUACAGGGUUUCAAAAACGACUGUGGCUUACCGACGCAGAGGUCGCAACCCACGUACGCAAGCCAAUCGCAGGACUCAACGCCUAUCCCUAGAAGAAGAAAAAACUCUAAUUCAGUGGAUUCGAGAUCUACAGCGGCAGAAUCUAUGCCCAAAUUACCCUAGAAUUCGCUCUUUUGUGUACGAAAUCCUGCGAAAUCGAGGCGAUUCGCGGCCCCUGGGCAAGAACUAUGUAUCUCGCUUCAUUUCUCGCCAUUCAGAGCUUCGAACAAGCAGAUCUCGAGCUAUGGAUAUUAAGCGCCUCUCUGCGCUUGAUCCUACGGUUAUAGAGAGCUUCUUCUCUGAAUUUGAACAGCUCCGAAGUCAGUAUGGCGUCGAAAUAGAGAAUAUCUGGAAUAUGGAUGAAACAGGCUUUCAAAUGGGUCAAACAACAAGCAAUUUUGUGGCCUAUGACGCCUCUAUAGGGCGCCCUGUUGCUCCGCAGCCAGAUAAUACGCAAUGGGUCACAAUUAUUGAGUGUAUCUCAUAUCACCGCGCCCUAAAGCCCUAUCUCAUCUUUUGUGGCAAGGCACCAGAGCUACAUAUGUUCCCUGCUAUUGAUGAGCUACCUGACAUUAUUUGGGCCUUCUCUCUAAAGGGAUGGACUGAUAAUGAGCUUGGUAUUGAUUGGCUAAGGCGGAUAUUUAUUCCACAGAGGCCUAUAGGCAAGCAUUCUAUUCUGAUUCUUGAUGGCCAUGACAGUCAUUCUACAGGCCUAUUUCAGUAUCUCUGCCUUCAAAACGACAUCCAUCCACUCUAUCUACCAGCUCAUGCCUCUCAUAAGCUUCAACCACUCGAUUUAGGACCCUUUUCGCCUCUCAAAGCAGCAUAUGGCCAACUAGUACAAAGAUUUGCACUAACAGGCCUUGCAACACUCAACCGCAGAGUAUUUACCAAGCUCUAUAUUGAAGCACGUCAAACUACAUUUACUGAGCGAAAUAUUCGUGCUGGAUGGCAUCGUACAGGAAUUUGGCCUCUAAAUAAGCAAAAACUACUCAAUGACCCUGAAAUUCGAAAUUUUGGACGUACUACGCCUGAGUAUCAACCCCCAGCUACGUCAGAUGGUCUCUAUAGCACUCCAAAGCAGAGUGACAAUUUACGCGCACUAAUUCGUCAAAUUGAGGCCAAAACAACGCCUCAAACAAGACGCGCUGUACGAAAGCUUGGCCACAGCGCUAUUCAAGAGCAUACUGGCGCUCAAUUGCUUCGAACGCAGCUCCGAGAGCUACGUCAAUUGGCUUUGAAGCAAGAGCUUACCAAACGCUCAAAAAGGAUACAAAAAGAGACAAAGCAGCGGUCGUGGAAUCUCGAACAGGUCAGGGCUGCUCUAGCGCCUAAAAAGGUCCAUUUCGUACGCAAGGAGGGCGGCGAAAAGCGAAUUCUGCCCAAUUUGAAUGAGUAUAGCAGCUCUAAUGCAGUAGAAUUUGGUGUUGUUGCUAACCCGAAAUUGGCCCGCUUUGUGGGGUGGCCCGCUUUGUGGUGUUGGGCGUUAGUCAACACUCGGACCAAGUAUGUGAGAGACAAACAUGCUUUGGAAUGGUACGUGUCACAAGAUUUUGCGCGUCCCGCUGAAGCUGAAGGGCUACAGUUCAUCCUGCAUGAUAUCAAAAUACGCAAUGCCGAUGCCAUCAGCGGCGAAACUGCACCUUCACUAGUUGAGGUUGAUGGCCACAACAUAUCGUCGAUCGAAAUCCGGCGGGCUGAAACCGUACCUGAACUGGGACAGAUACAAUGUACGCGGAGUGUGAAAAUAAUUGAUCGCCUUCGAAGCGAGGGUGAUGUGUCUCUGGAGAUAUACUGUCGAGGGCGUCAUACUAUCACUGCCCAGAAGAGGAAGCCGACCGAGGCCCGGAUCAAUUAUGAGCUACUUGUGAAUAUCUAUGGUAAGGCCUACAUGUUUGAAAGGGUCGGCAAGUUUUUCGAAGCGGCAAAGAUCUACCUUCAAGACCCUGUGUGCUGUGCUCGAGAUGUUCCGUACAAGAAUCCCCACAUUUUGGCCAAAGAAGACGAUAUUAUUAUGACUAGUUCGCUGGAAUCGAGGCAGCAACUCGAGACAUUUACAGCCCCUGGCGACAUCUUUGACCACCUACUAGUGACUGACUAUCUUCCUGAGGCGCAAACUCCGCAAGCAUUGAAAACAACGCUACAUAGCCAUCAGAAACAAGCACUGUAUUUUAUGCUGCAAAAUGAACGGGGAUACGUGACGAACGGAACACUUGAGGGCAUGUGGGAAACAGUAGAUGGCCAAAAGCCUGAGUGGGUCAACCGCAUUACUGGUGAACGGCGACUCACACCACCACCGCCAUUUUCGGGAGGGAUCGUCGCGGAUCAGAUGGGCCUCGGAAAGACGUUGGAGAUGAUUUCUCUAGUGGCAUCUGAUCUUAGAACUUCAUCACGUUUCGAUGUGAAUAGUACUUCGCCGAGUCACACUUCUUUUCGAGCGCCUACUCCCGCAACCCUAGUGGUGGUUCCUGUUUCACUCCUUUACACCUGGAGGGGCCAGUUGGAAAGACAUUUGUAUCCAGAUUCUAUGCGUUGGCACAUCUUUCAUGGACCUAACCGGGAACUGAACUUGAGAAAUAAUAUCGGUUUUGACGUCAUUCUUACUACGUACGAUGUUGUCGUUGCAGAAUACAGGAAGAUUGUGAAAUUUUCCUGCAAUACUUCGAUAUUCUCUACUUUGUGGCGCCGAAUUAUCUUGGACGAAGCACAUUAUGUAAAAAACGCGGAUGCUCUCAGGACUCGAGCAGUUUGUGCCUUACAAGCCAUUUCGCGAUGGGCUGUGACCGGAACACCCAUUCAGAAUCGAUUGACCGAUCUAUAUUCGCUGAUUCACUUCCUCCAAAUCAGCCCAUUUGACGACCGAAAAGUCUUCGAUACUCAAAUACUACGCCCAUGGCAAACGAAGUCGGAUGUUUCUGCAAUCUAUAGGCUUAAAUUGCUUGUGAAAUUCAUCGCAAUUAGGAGGUCCAAAGCUCUGCUUCAGCUUCCGCCACGUAGUGACCAGAUAAGACGAGUGGAAUUUUCUGAUAAAGAGAGGAAUCAGUACGAAGCGCUUAGACUCCGCAUCAAAGGCGCUGCUUUUUACGAAAACACAUUCCAUGGCAGAGAGUCGUAUUUCCAUGUGCUGCGAUGGAUCGAUGAUUUACGAACCCUCUGCAGCUAUGGAGCUCAGGCCUUUGAAUCUAGAUCCAAGGGCUUGUCUGUUCAUGGGAACGAGAAAUCGGUGCUGCUUGACCAAGAGAAUCUCUACUGGAGGGAAGAAGAACAAAAUCUUGACCAGGCGGGCUCGCUUUUAGAGCCAGGCUUUCUGCCUAAUGCGAACCCUUCAGUGGGUGCAUCUCCUGAGCCAGACCAGGGAGUUCAACUGAGAGAAUUGGAUGAUCAAAUGCCGCUGGGACUCCCUACUCCUCCUCGCAGCCAACGUUUGCCACUCAAGCCAUCACCCGGUUUAGCGAUGCCUCCUUCCUCGGAGUUGCAGCACGAGCAAGAUGCCUCGACAGGUUUAUCCACCAAAAUCGCAGCCCUUAUGACCGAUUUGGUUGCUAACAAGGCGGGCAAAAGGUGA